This is a messenger RNA of Oncorhynchus masou masou (cherry salmon), 6434 nucleotides long. RefSeq lists its product as uncharacterized. Gene Ontology annotation, molecular function: protein serine/threonine kinase activity; potassium channel inhibitor activity; ATP binding. NCBI's taxonomy places the organism in Eukaryota, Metazoa, Chordata, Actinopteri, Salmoniformes, Salmonidae. Gene Ontology annotation, cellular component: cytosol; cytoplasm. The transcript is spliced from 9 exons. The coding region runs from base 543 to 3614 and encodes 1023 amino acids. The record is from RefSeq and is a predicted model, not a curated record. Gene Ontology annotation, biological process: negative regulation of sodium ion transport; positive regulation of potassium ion import across plasma membrane; monoatomic ion homeostasis.
UCUACCCGUUGUUGAUACAGCGUUAAUCCACAUUGGGAGCGGACGGUUUGAAGACGUGCGACCAGAGACACGGUUUGAGGAAUACUAGCAUUAAUGUCAUUUAUUUUUCGUCUGUCUAUGAGCAAGACCACGACCAAGUAAAUUAUAUUUGGCGGAUUUAAACAAGCACUUUUUACUAGGGAGAACUCGAACGACCUUCAUUCAGGUUGAGGUGAAGAGACUUGUGGGCACACUUGUUGAUUUUUUUUUUGUAUUAUUAGCCAAUAGUCUAAUAGCCUAUAGUUGAAUUGAACAUACAAAUCGAAUGUAUAAGCCAAAUAUGUAGACACAUUUUAUAUGUAGCCUAUACUUAUUUGUUUCAUUUGGAUUUUUGUAGCUUUUUGGUAGUUUUUAUUUUUCGAAAUAAUUCACAUUCCCUGCAACCUAUGAUGUUCCCUUUUCCAGUUUAUGUUUUUAAAUAGCCUUCGUUCGGAUUUGCAGAUCCACUAGUUGGGACACAAGACCCACCUGUUGCAUUUCGCGGCAAAACUCAUAAAACAAACAUGUCACAGCUUGAGGUAGACAUGGGCGGACUGGGUUUCUCCAAAUUACCUGCUGGGUUCGACGCCAACUCCUGCUUCCCUGGCCGAAUACCACCAAGGCGCAGGAGACACUCGGCAAACUCCAGGAGAAACUCGUACAGGUUGAGCAAAAUAGAUACAUUGGAUUUGGAGCCUGAAGUUUACGAUGAUGCCCCUCUCUCCAAAACUCACUCCUGGUCUGCUGAUGAUAUUUUAGCCGAAACAGCGGCAGAGGAGAAAAAAGUGGACUCAUCAGUACCAGCCUCACCUGUCUCAAGCCCGGGAACGAGUACGUGCUCACCUCCUGGUACCCAAGCAUCAGACCCCAAACCACCACAGCCCAGCUCGCAAGCACAGGGCACAAGUUCAGAUUCCGAGGAAGAAAUCACUGACAAAAAGGUCAUUUUAUCUCGAGCUCCAUUUGAAAGCAAACGGGAGCAAGAGGAAAAGGAUGAAAUUGAAACCAAAGCCGUGGCGACGUCACCUGAUGGAAGGUUCCUCAAAUUCAACAUUGAAAUUGGGAGAGGGUCGUUCAAGACGGUGUACAAAGGCCUGGAUACGGAGACAACAGUAGAAGUGGCAUGGUGUGAGCUACAGACGCGGAGGCUGACGAAGGUGGAGCGCCAGCGUUUCAGUGAGGAGGUGGAGAUGCUGAAGGGGCUGCAGCACCCCAAUAUCGUCCGCUUCUAUGACUCCUGGAAGGACAACUGCAAGGGCCACAAGUGCAUCCUUCUGGUCACCGAGCUCAUGACGUCAGGCACCCUCAAGACGUACCUGAAGAGGUUCAAGGAGAUGAAGCUGAAGCUGCUGCAGCGCUGGAGCCACCAGAUCCUGAAGGGCCUCCACUUCCUCCACACCCGCACCCCGCCCAUCAUCCACAGGGACCUCAAGUGUGACAACAUCUUCAUCACCGGCCCCACAGGCUCCGUCAAGAUUGGCGAUCUGGGCCUGGCCACACUAAAGAGUGCCUCGUUCGCCAAGAGUGUCAUUGGGACUCCUGAGUUCAUGGCUCCAGAGAUGUACGAGGAGAAGUAUGAUGAGGCGGUGGACGUCUAUGCCUUUGGGAUGUGCAUGCUUGAGAUGACCACGUCUGAGUACCCCUACUCCGAGUGCCAGAACGCUGCCCAGAUCUACCGUAAAGUCACCAGCGUGAGUGGAUUUCUCUGUCUCUAUACUAAGGGGUUCUCUUCCUGUAUCCUGUCAACGUGCGGUGCUUUCACUGUUGCCAAAAAGGGGGAUUUGGCUCUCGUAAAAAAUUGGAGACCUGUUGCUUUGCUGUGCGCAGAAUACAAAAUUGUUUCUAAAUGUCUCUCAAACAGGUUGAAAGAGUAUCUGGGAGUGUUGAUCCACAAGGACCAGUCCUACUGUGUACCUGAUCGCUCUAUUGUUGACAACUUGUUUAUGAUAAGAGAUGUUUUAGACAUUUGUAAACUGUCUGAUGUAAAUGUGGGUUUACUUUCGUUGGAUCAGAAGAAGGCUUUUGAUCGUGUAGACCAUCAGUACUUGUUUAAAACAAUGAAAGCCUUUGGGUUUGGGGAUGUUUUUCUGUCUUGGGUGAAUUUACUGUAUGCUGGAGCCUCGUGUAUGGUGAAGGUGGGUGGUGGUUUAAGUUGCCCCAUCCCUGUCCAAAGGGGCAUCAGGCAGGGAUACCCAAUUUCAGGGCAGUUAUAUAGUCUGGCGAUUGAACCAAUGCUUUGUUUUUUAAGAGCGAAGCUUACUGGUUUCUCUGUGCCAGGUGUAAUGAAGGGUCCCACGAUAGCACUGUCUCCGUAUGCAGAUGACGUGAUAGUUUUUAUUACAGGGGGUGAGGAUGUUAAGGUUCUCUCAAACACUUUAAAGGUGUAUGAGGGAGCCUCCUCACCUAGAGUCAAUUGGGGAAAGAGUGAAGUGCUGUGGGCAGGUCAGCUUCAGAUGGGGUCCACUCCAAGGUUACCAGGGGGGCUUCAGUGGGGCAGAGAUGGGAUGAAGACUUUGGGGGUUUUUCUAGGCUCUGAUGUCUUUCAGAAAAAGAACUGGGAGGGUGUAGCGGUGAAAGUGUGUGCUAGACUGUCAAGGUGGAAAUGGGUGCUGCCCCAGCUGUCUUAUAGGGAACGGGUCCUGGUAGCUAAUAAUCUUGCUGCUUCUACCCUGUGGCACAGACUAAUGAUUUUACAGCCACCAAAGGGUCUGAUACAAGAGCUUCAGAGGACCCUUGUCAAUUUCUUCUGGCCUGGACAACACUGGAUCAAAGCUGCAGCCCUGUACGAGGGUGGGCAAGGCCUGGUGGACAUUUCCUCUAGGAUCACGGCUUUCCGGCUCCAAGCAGCCCAGGGGUUGUUGUACAGAGACUGUUCGAGCUGGAUUGAAACAGCCUACACAUUGAUGAGGAGAGCGGGUUGCUUGGGCUUAGACAGGCAUCUUUUCCUCUUAAAGCUGGAGGGGGGUGAUUUGACUGGCCUGACUCCAUUUUAUGAAUCUGUUAUGCAGGCUUGGAGAGUCUUUGUCAAGUCCCGUAAGGCCUGCACGCCACCAGGGAUGUGGCUUUUUGAAGAGCCUCUUUUUCAUAACACUGCCAUCCAGUCCCGUGUUCUGGGUUCAGCUAGCCUACGUUCAUGCCUGUUAGGUCUGGGGUGUACCAAGCUGGGUCAUCUGAUGCGGAGCAGGAGCAGAUCGUUGGAGGAGCUGGGAGAAAGAGCAGGGAUCCGAUCAUCUCGCCUACUGAGGAAGGUCGUCGCUGAGGUCUGCGACUCCUUGCCAGUACUUCAUCUGCAGCACCUGUCAGAGGCGCAGGCCCUCCAGCUCACUCAGAAGAGGGAGAUUGAGGCGCUGUAUGAGCAGAUGGGAAAGGUGCCUCCCCCUGGCAUCAUGUCCCCCGCCGCGAUGCUCAACAACCGCCAGAGGCGCCUCUCCAAGAGCGGCAACUACCCCGGCUCGCGUAGGAACAGCCUGCAGAGACUGGAUAUACUGCCCCCUGCAGGGAUCAUGCGUAAAAACUCAGUCAGUGGCAGCAGCAGUGGCUCUCAGGAGAGGUCCAGUAAAGGGGUGACCUUUGCCCCCGACUACAACCGGAUGUGAGACUCGUCUCCCUGUGUGAUCCGGAGGACAGGGGGUUGGGGCAGGUGAUACUGUGGCCAGCCGCCUCCCCUCCCAACCACCAACCAGGAAGAGAGGGAGCCCAAUGAUGACCAAUAAGUUGCCAAGCCCAGUGCUGAACAGAUAGCUCCCAGCUUGAGCCUUGGGAUGGGGAAACCGGAUGGCCAGAAGACAUGGGCCUUUUCUCAAUUGGAUUUGCUCAAUGCCUGCGUCCUCUUUCCUCUGUCCUCUCUCCUCUCUCGCCUCCUUUUGAAAAAGGUAAUUGUGGAGAGGUAGCAAGGAGAGUGAACGAGGACGAAAAUGAGCUUGUAGGAAAUUAGACUCCUUCUCCACUCAGGCAAAUUACGUUUACAGGGGUGGAUCCCAAAAUAAAUGUGUAGAGUGAUAAAAACAAAUGAAGUUAGUUGUUCAAGACAUUUAAUAGAUACAACUACAAGUAGCAUAUUGUUUGUAAACAUGUGCAUGCUUUUCUCCAUCAAAAAAACUAAAGCUGAUUCAAAGGGGGUGUGGCAGAUUUCUAAAUUAUUCGGUGAAGGACUCAGGUAGGACACAUGACUAUCAUCUAUGAAAGAUGGCUAACAAGGAGGAAGAACACACUUCUGUUCACCUCGAACACUUAUCAGUUUCUGAGUCACGGAGGAGAGGUUGGAGGACAGACUUUUUCCCAAAUGAGAAAAGGCCAUGGUCAUCCACGGGAUGGGCCUCACUAAACACUCCUCCUAACGACGAUAGAUAAGGACCCAUUGUCAGAGCACCAAAGCACCCUAUCUGCCAUCUGGUUCAUGUGCAAUACCAUGAGUUAGUAUUGUGACACCAAGCCAAGGAUGUCACCCUCCCGAUCUUAAGGAUGCUAAGCUUCUAUAGCUGUGUGUAGCGUCAGGUCAAAUGGAAAGUGAGGAUAGGAAGACUUAAGGUGUGUGUUUCUGCGUGUGCUCUUAUGCGGAUGCUGCCUGUGCUAUCCCUGGAAAACACGUCCCAGAAGCCCUGCUCUCUCCUGCACUUCGUCAUCCAACUGCUGCAAGCAGGAACUCCUCUUAAUACAAUAUGACCCUAUUCAAUCCGAUGUGCUGAAGAUCUGCUUAAUGUUGCGAUUGACAACUAAAGGCAAUGUUCCUGCGGUCACGGAGACUGUAUUCACGGUAAACGCUGCAUAUGUCUGCUCAGGAGAUAAGAUAGCUUUAGCAGGAUGAGAUGUGAUUUGAUUUGAUUAAUCUUUGCCUCAAAACAGUGUAUUUGUAUGGUUUAUAAUAUUGCAUAAGGAAUGGGAUGAACAAAUAUGCAUCUAUCUUAUGUAUUGACUGGCAAGUCAGGUAAGCAGUUUUCCAUUUUGCAGCUCCGCUUACUUGGUGUGCUUGGCGAACGAAAUCAAGUACACCUAAAUAAGAGUCAAUCCAAGCUGCCUGCAAGUGUCAGCAAAACAUCAGAGCUGUAUUUGGUGUAAACAAAUGUUCAUGAAGCAACACAAAUCACACAUGGUGCAUGAAAAACUAAAUGUCACUUUAUUGAGCGUACACUGAACAAAAAUAAACGCAACAUGUAAAGUGUUUGUCCCAUGUUGCAUGAGCUGAAGUAAAAGAUCCCAGAAAUGUUCCAUAUGCACAAAAAGCUUAGUUCUCUAAAAUGACAUUUGUUUACAUCCUGGUGAGUGAGCAUUUCUCCUUUGCCAAGAUAUUCCAGCCUCCGUCAUCCUUCAAGAAGCUGAUUAAACAGCACAAUCAUUACACAGGUGCACCUUGUGCUGGGAACAAUAAAAGGUCACUCUAAAAUGUGCAAGUUUUGUCACACAACACAAUGCUACAGAUGUCUCAAGUUUUGAGGGCAUGUGCAAUUGGCAUGCUGACUGCAGGAAUGUCCACCAGGCCUGUUGCCAGAGAAUUUAACAUUAAUUUAAACCGACUCCAAUUUCGUUUUAGAGAAUGUGGCAUAAGCUACGGACAACGAACACAAUUGGAUUUUAUCGAUGGCAAUUUUAAAUGCACAGAAAUACCGUGACGAGAUCGUGAGGCCCAUUGCGAGACCCAUUUUUUGUUACGGUAUCUGUGACCAACAGAUGCAUAUCUGUAUUCUCUGUGAUAUGAAAUCCAAAGAUUAGGGCCUAAUGAAUUCAUUUCAUUUGACUGAUUUCCUUAUAUGAACUGUAACUCAGUAAAAUCUUUGAAAUUGUUGUAUGUUGCGUUAAUAUUUUUGUUCAGUAUACAAACACUCCAGGUCUUAUAAUAUACUACACAUGGUUAAUUUGUUACUCACUUUCUAUGGCCUAGUAGUAAAGAUACUGGGUGUCACUUAUCAGCCUUCAUUUUUUAAGCAAAGAGUGGACGCUUAUGCUUUAAAAACGUAUUUUAAUCUAUGGAUUGACAAUGCACUUUCCAUAGGGGUCGUUCCCUAUUGCUAUUGAACAAUUGCGUACCUAUAAAUAAUAGCGGGGUAAAGAUGUAUAGUUAUAUAUUUUAAAUCGGUAUGCGUGCCUAUGCAUUUAGUGUUGGUAAUUAUUUGAUUAAUGACAAAGACCUGAAGCUGUGAAGAAUUCUGAGCUAUUUGCCUUAAAGUAUGCACAUGGGGAACGAUUGUAGUAUAACACAUGAAAUAUUACCCAGAUUGUGUUCUUCUAAAUCAAGACAUCAACAGUAAAUAUACAAUAUAUAUUUAGGAUGUCAUGAGCUUUAUUUUGUUGUCAAUCGUGUUUCUAGAAAACAUACUGCCAUGCAGAUUCUGUGCCUUUAACAUUUGUUUUUUACCUUUCAAGCGUGAUUGUUUCCGAAAUCAUAUUUGUAAAUAUUGCUAAUAAAUGACAAUUCAACAUCA